Molecule: messenger RNA, 1569 nt
Organism: Saccostrea cuccullata (small rock oyster)
Lineage: Eukaryota; Metazoa; Mollusca; Bivalvia; Ostreida; Ostreidae
Exons: 4
Coding region: 1-1512 (503 amino acids)
Biological process (GO): DNA catabolic process
Cellular component (GO): cytoplasm
Molecular function (GO): 3'-5'-DNA exonuclease activity; nucleic acid binding
Source: RefSeq, a predicted model, not a curated record
AUGCUUGCACAAAACCAAGGAAAUGCCCAAGGUAUAGAGAAAGGAUUCAACGCAAUGUAUCGGCAUCCAUUUGGAGACCAUACCUUUUGUGAGUCUACAUGGUGCCAACAUAUUGACACCCCUGGCAGAAAAUAUACAUCAUUUCCGUAUGGAAAACCUCUGCGAGAUAUUCCACUCCAGACAGCUCUUGGAGAUAUUAUGUGCAAAUAUAAAGCCCAGAGCCAAAAGCUAUCUACAAUGGGCAGCACCCAAGGCAACGAGAGCUUUAAUAAAACCGUUGCAUCGAAAGCCCCUAAAACACACUUUUAUGGAGGAUCAGCCAGUUUGAACAGGAGGGUAGCUUCUGCUGUUGCACAAAAGAAUGAUGGACAGAGUUAUUUAUUAAAGGUGUACAAAGAGCUAGGACUUUCCCCUGGAUGCCACACUAGGAGACUUGCUUCACUUCGUGAUAUGCAGGCCAGAAAGAGAAAAGCAAUAUGUUCAUCAAGGCAGUAUAAAUUGAGGAGAAUUCAACUCAAGAACAGAAGUGCCAAGUCAAAUGCAGUCUCAGAACUCAGAGAGGGGGAGAGCUACAGCAGCUCAGUGGACCUCAAAACUCAACCAGAUAUCACAGAGAUCCCUCCUCCAAGGAGACCACCAGUAGAGGGGACUCUGUCAGCAGUCACAAAACCUGUGUAUUUUGAUUUAGAGACCACAGGAUUAGGUCGUAAUUCCCAUAUUACACAGAUAGCUGCAGUAUGUGUCGAUGAACAGUGGCAGCGUUUUGUCCGACCAAAAAUCCCCAUUUCUUCCAGUGCAUCUGAUGUGACAGGAAUAACAGUGAGAAAUGGCCUAAUGUUUCACAGAGGCAAACCUGUGCAAUCCAGCAAUAUUUCAGAUGCUUUGGAAUCCUUCAUGCAGUUCAUUUCUAAACAAGGAAAUGGUACCAUUCUUUGUGGACAUAACAUAAAGUCAUUUGAUUGCCAUGUGUUGUUCCAUGCCUUGGAGGCUAGUGGAAAGCUGGAGGAUUUCGAGACUAUUGUUCCAGGAUUUUUUGAUACAAAGCUUUUGUUUCAGUCACAGUUCCCAGGUUUGCCUUCAUAUACUCAACAGGCUUUGGUAGCGUCGUUCUUGGAAUGUGAAUACCCUGCACACGAUGCUCUCCAGGAUGUGAUCUACCUUCAAAGACUUGUGUCUUCAAUUGAAAUCUGUGAGGAAAACAAAAGGAAGGCUUCCAUCUCAGUGUCAAGCGCCAUUUUUUCACAUCAGAGUCUGAAAGUACUGGCUGCCAAUUUGCCAUCACUUCAAGGACUUGUCAGUGACAAGAUCAUAACAAUGUCAAUGGGUAAAAAAAUAGCCACCAGUGACUUGAACUAUGCAGCGUUGAAAUUAGCAUUUCACAGGGGAGGAGAAGAGGGCAUAAGACAAGUUUUUUCGGAGGAGUGUGGGGGUGGUCCUAGAGUAACUAAAUCAUCAAAGAUUAUACAUGCUGUAGCUGAACACUUUGGAAAUACAUUUGCAAGUGAAAGUUGAAAAAGUAUUUCUAAAAUAUUUGCGAGAACUUAAAUUUUGUGUAAUUACACCAGUCUG